AAACGAUCUAUCGAUCGACAGAUCGGUCGUGUGUCUUCUACGUGACUUUUUGAAAAAACAACGUUCUUCGAUCUAAAACGCCGAGGAAACUUGGAUUUCCAUCGAUCAGAGAUGACGAGCUUUAGGUACAGGAACAAUGAAAAGUGACAAAGCUGAAAUAGAUUCGAGGCGGUGAAAAAGAUCGAACCGUUUACCUGUUAUUGCAGAAUCGAGAGGUCCGAUUUGUAUCGAAAGGAAUCGAGCCGGGACUAAGAAUAGCGCGUCAUUGUUCUGCUUCGUGACAGACCUGGAAUUAGCCGCUCGAAAAUCGCGCAACUCGCAGUUUUCCAUCGCUGCCGGCUGUCGUUUACGCGCUGUCCCGAAGCAUGAACCGGUGGGGAGUCGCUGGAACUUUUCGGCGAACGCUGGACUCGUCGAUUCGUUCCAAAAGCAAUCCAAGUAGUUCUCAGAGACACGUGUCUCCCAGCCUUUCUUAUACGGCUCGAAAACGCUCGAUCUUUUAAGAGUUCGAUGAAGUUCUGACUCGAAGGGUUGUUGCAAAAUCAAACAGAAAGGACGAAACGAUCGGGGGAAACGUUCAUCGAUCUACCCACUGAACGAACGCCAGAUCAACGUCGAAGUUCUCGUUCCCACGGUCAAAUUCACGGAGGAUUUCCAAACGAACGGCAGACACCGAUUCCGAUCGUAACGAGCGGCAGGGACCCUCGUGACUCUUAACAGCCCGUGCAAUCUAUGUUCCUAUCCUGAAGCGAAAAACGCGAGCUGGAGGCGUUGGAAAAUGUCCAGCGCGGUGAAUCAUGUCCAAGGUCGCCCACUGGAUCAAACGUUUCCAACUAUCGUCUCGGAGCAACGUUCCGACGUGUCUCUCGGUAUCUGAUCUCGUUCAACGACCAAGGUUCAUCAUCACUCUGUCUGUAAAAGUCUCUCGUGCUUGAACAACAAACUACGAAAAAGGAGUAUUCCGUUUCUUCGUUUUUCGUCAAUCUCGAAGGAAGCUCCGAAAGAGGUGGGAAGUCUGGGAAUCCCGAGAUUCGUCUGACCAUGAAAGUGAGAAGUUAUCCUGGCAGAGCGGUGUUGGAGGACCCAGAGUUGCUGUUGGACCCUGACGCGACUCGAGGAAGGGCGAUGGAGCUUCUUUACGAGGCCAGCUGGCGCGAGUGUGGCGUCAAUUGGGCAAGUAACGCAAGAAGCAAACCUCCGUCGAGGGAGGACGAGUACAGACAACCUUAUGCCGAGGUGAUCUCCCAGCUGGAGGGUGUUCUGGAUGGUAGCCGCGUUGACUCGUCGGCCAGGGAGGAUUAUGAGUCGAGGAGAUCGAGUAGCAGCAGCACGACCGACAGUGAAUCGAGCGAAUUGAAUCAAACAGGGAAUAGUCAAGGUGGAUUUCUCAUACCCAGACCGAGGUUGAUCGUACCGGUUCACACCUACGCCAGGAGGCGACGAACCGGCGCUCCUCCGCCGGCUAGGAGACGACAUAUACGCGAAGAGGGUAAAGUGGAAGUGUCUCGUGACGGCAAAUACUUGAGCACUCUGGCACCGGGCAAGGUGCUCGGUGAGCUGGCAAUUCUUUACAAUUGUAAGAGGACAGCAACGAUAACAGCGGCUACAGAUUGCCAGCUAUGGGCCAUCGAUCGACAAUGCUUCCAAACGAUUAUGAUGAGAACCGGCCUCUCGCGGCAGGCCGAGUACACGGAUUUCUUAAAGAGCGUUCCUAUCUUCAAGAAUUUGCCCGAGGAGACUUUAAUCAAAAUUUCGGACGUAUUGGAAGAGACCUUUUACAACAAUGGGGAUUACAUAAUCAGACAAGGAGCAAGAGGAGACACGUUUUUCAUAAUAAGCAAAGGGCAAGUUCGCGUGACGAUAAAGCAGCCCGAUACUCCGGAAGAAAAGUACAUCAGGACGUUGAGCAAAGGCGAUUUCUUCGGCGAGAAAGCGCUUCAAGGAGACGACCUGAGAACGGCCAACAUAAUCGCUGACGAUCCGGAAGGAGUGAGUUGCUUGGUGAUAGACCGUGAAACGUUCAAUCAGCUAAUCUCGUCUCUGGACGAAAUUCGUACGCGGUAUAAAGACGAGCUCGUGGAACGUAGAAGGUUGAACGAGGAAUUCAGAGAUUUAAGGCUACAGGAUCUUCGACCACUGGCUACUCUAGGCGUAGGCGGUUUCGGAAGAGUGGAGUUGGUUCAAAUAGUCGGGGACAGCAGUAGAUCGUUCGCUCUAAAACAGAUGAAGAAAGCCCAGAUCGUUGAAACACGACAACAGCAACAUAUUAUGUCGGAGAAAAGAAUUAUGGGUGAAGCUGAUUGCGACUUUGUCGUGAAGCUGUUCAAAACGUUCAAAGACAGGAAAUAUCUUUAUAUGCUGAUGGAAGCUUGCCUUGGUGGCGAACUCUGGACUGUUCUAAGGGAUAAAGGUCAUUUUGACGACGGCACGACACGAUUUUACACCGCUUGUGUCGUCGAAGCUUUCGAUUAUCUUCACUCUAGGAACAUUAUAUACAGAGAUCUCAAACCGGAGAAUCUUUUGCUUGAUAGUCAAGGAUACGUAAAACUGGUUGACUUUGGUUUUGCCAAGCGUUUGGAUCACGGGAGAAAAACGUGGACUUUCUGUGGUACACCCGAGUAUGUUGCACCGGAAGUUAUUUUAAAUAAGGGACACGAUAUCAGUGCCGAUUACUGGUCCCUUGGUGUACUGAUGUUUGAACUUCUCACGGGUACACCGCCAUUCACUGGAGGCGAUCCAAUGAAAACUUAUAACAUUAUUUUAAAAGGAAUCGACGCUAUAGAAUUUCCUAGAUCGAUCACACGAAAUGCAACUGCGUUGAUUAAAAAGCUGUGCAGGGAUAAUCCUGCAGAGCGUCUUGGAUACCAAAAAGGUGGCAUUAGCGAAAUACAAAAACAUAAAUGGUUCGAUGGGUUUAACUGGGAAGGCCUCAGAUCGAGAACUCUUGAACCUCCAAUCAUGCCACGAGUUCAAAGUGCCACCGAUACAACGAACUUUGACGAGUAUCCUCCGGAUUCAGAUCCCUCUCCUCCUGAUGAUUUAUCCGGCUGGGAUAAUGAUUUUUAAUCGAUAUUUAAUUUAUUUGUUCAAACAAAUCGUUAUUUCUGAGAAAGAAAAAUGUUGGAAAAAGCUUCGGCUCGUGUCGAAAGAAUCGCAAGAUAAUUAGAAAAUCAUUGGAGAACGUGAUCAUCGGCAUCCGCAUUUAUUCAACGAGCUGGUACUAUGUGAUGUUUAGAUAAUUGGCCUGUGAUACGUUAAUUAGGCCGUUGAAAAUUAGCUUUUCCAAACUUUUCGAGUCUAUCGAAUGAUCCAUAGAUUCGAACGUAGAGAAGAUUAUCUUUUUACCAUACUAUCUAACAAGAAAUAUGAAUUUUCAAGACGUCGACCAAAAUAUUAUCGGCAUGAAUUAAACAUGCGUCUAAUUUAGGAAAAUCUUUACACACACGAGCUCACGUUCGAUAGGAUUAGAACUCGAACGUGGCAUCGUGAGACGCGCACGAAUGCGUUAAGUGCCAUACCUAACAAAGGUAAGAGUCGAAUACGAUACGUGUGUACGAAGCGUCCACCUGAACGUGCACGAUGUACAGUGAACUUAAAUUGUAAGAGACAUCUUGCCAUCGAACUUGUAAAGUCGUGCACACAGUUUUGCAGAAUGAAGCAUGUCGGAUUCUUCUAGCGUCCGAUGCAUUGUUGUUUGAUUUACUCUAUAGUUUAUUGUAAUAAUUCUAUUUUAAUUAAUCAUGCGAAAACGUGACUCUUGUAAAUAAUUGACUAUAAAUAAAUAUAUAUAUAUAUAAUAUAAAAAUAUAUAUAUAUACUUAGCAAUUCAAUGUAUAUCGAUUAUAAAUAAAGUUUUAUUAAUGCUAA
Molecule: messenger RNA, 3867 nt
Organism: Bombus terrestris (buff-tailed bumblebee)
Lineage: Eukaryota; Metazoa; Arthropoda; Insecta; Hymenoptera; Apidae
Gene: for
Product: cGMP-dependent protein kinase foraging
Exons: 9
Coding region: 1042-3066 (674 amino acids)
Biological process (GO): protein phosphorylation
Molecular function (GO): ATP binding; cGMP-dependent protein kinase activity
Source: RefSeq, a predicted model, not a curated record